Molecule: messenger RNA, 1227 nt
Organism: Talaromyces rugulosus
Lineage: Eukaryota; Fungi; Ascomycota; Eurotiomycetes; Eurotiales; Trichocomaceae
Exons: 4
Coding region: 1-1227 (408 amino acids)
Molecular function (GO): oxidoreductase activity
Source: RefSeq, a predicted model, not a curated record
AUGGCCGGUUUAAUCUCUUCACUAUUUUCUUCCAAAUCAUUCACGUCGAUUCGAGUUCCGUCUGGCAAAAUCUACGACGUAGAAGACGCUGUCGAGAAGCCAGCAAGGUCCCUGAAGCAUUUCUUGAAACUAAACUAUGCAGAGCAUGCCCUUCAUGCCAACACAGAUAGCUCAGACUUUGUCGCAUCUUACAACAAUAUAGAUCAUAUUCUGAUAUCUGCAUUUCUUUUCGGUGCCAACGAGAUUGAUCUCAGCAACUUCUACGAAAAAGAGUCCAAUGGCCUUGAACCAUGGAAAGACUCGCCUGGUGAGGUUGCCGGUCUUGAUUGGAAGGAUUACCUCGGAAAGAAAGAAUACCAGCGCGCGUUUCUAGAUUUCUUCGAAGAUCACUUAGCAGACGAGAGCUAUGACUGGAAGAAGGUCUUACAUAAUUUCCUCUUCGCCAGGGAAGAGCCGUUCAUCAACUCAAUCACAGGCAAUCUGGGGCAGCCACUGGUACACCUUGGAUACGCGUUGAAAAUGACAAGUCGUGCUAUGGUGAUGGAAGCCUUGACCCUUGUCGCCACCUCCUAUAAUGACAACAACAUCAACAAAUACUCCGACGACCCUUCUUAUUUCCAAACCGAGCCAUCUUACAAGACCACCUCUAUUCUCGAAAUUCUUGAUAAAGUCCGCGCUGACAAAACAUUCACAAACAACUCCCUUGCGAUUCCUGGGGAACAUAACCUAGAGACCAUCUUCCGUAACCACGAAGCUGCACUUUUGGAUCAUUGCAACGCCUGGAAAAUUUCAACAGACCCUCUCACGCAUUUCCGCGAAAGCCAGGCCGCCGCCGCGGCUCUUUUUGUUAGUGCCGCUCAAUCGGAGAACAAGCAUGAUCUCAACCUCUUACGGCCCCUGGCUAUGAGCCAUGCCAUUCUUGUCAUCUUACCUUCUGUGCCGGAUAAAUUUCACAUUGGACUCGUACGACAAUGGUGGCUCACAACUUUAGCCAUUUAUAUUGCCCAGCUCCGUCCGGAAAUAAACCAAAACUCGAUUACUGCGUAUGACAUUCAAGGGAAAGACUGGUCAUGGGUUGCCAAACAAGCUCUUCGCGGCCCGCAUGCCACCAACGCUCGGUUUGUUGAGGGUCUACAUGCGUUGAAAGAAAUUGGGGAAACGUGGACGGACUCUGAGAAUUACUAUUUGAAGGCAGCAGUCAAGUUUGCCGAUGAAUUCAAAGGCUGA